Haplochromis burtoni (Burton's mouthbrooder) is the source of this 4615-nucleotide messenger RNA. RefSeq names its product calcium/calmodulin-dependent protein kinase (CaM kinase) II delta 2 (gene camk2d2). The transcript is spliced from 23 exons. NCBI's taxonomy places the organism in Eukaryota, Metazoa, Chordata, Actinopteri, Cichliformes, Cichlidae. Gene Ontology annotation, biological process: protein phosphorylation. Bases 406 to 2067 code for a protein of 553 amino acids. Gene Ontology annotation, molecular function: calcium/calmodulin-dependent protein kinase activity; calmodulin binding; ATP binding. The record is from RefSeq and is a predicted model, not a curated record. Gene Ontology annotation, cellular component: cytoplasm; neuron projection.
AGGCAAAGGGGCGGGACUGAGCGCACAGCCGGGGGUAGGUGCGGUAGUGCGGCGUACGAUGCGUGCAGAAAGACAACACUUACAGCACAGGACACACAGGAGAUAACCGACAUACACACAAAAUGCUGCGUCCACGAGCUGUAACAAGCCGCUGGAUGUGAAGAAAAUAAAGGACCGGCUGACGAUAACGCCUCCAGAUUGAGUACGCUCUAGCAGGCUGCGUUUCUGCCGCAGAAAUCAUUCCACUAAAGCUCUUGUCGAUGAUGCGCUUUAGCUCUGCAUGAGUCCCUUCGUUUGGUUUGCAGGUUCAGGACAAAACCGGGCGGUGCUGACUGUGUGUGGUAUAUACAGUUUGUGAGUGCACCUUAUCCGCGUCUCCGCACAGUCCUUGGCACCUCCUUCAGGAUGGCGUUAACGAUCUGCACGAGAUUCACUGACGAAUAUCAGCUGUUCGAGGAGCUGGGGAAGGGCGCCUUCUCUGUGGUCAGGAGGUGCGUAAAGAUCUCAUCUGGUCAGGAGUAUGCUGCCAAAAUCAUCAACACUAAGAAGCUAUCUGCCAGAGAUCAUCAAAAGCUGGAGAGAGAGGCGAGGAACACACAGAUUCAGAAUGAACCUAAUCUUAAAAUAAGACUCCAUGACAGCAUAUCAGAAGAGGGUUUCCACUAUCUGGUGUUUGAUCUGGUGACAGGAGGAGAGUUGUUUGAAGAUAUAGUAGCCCGGGAGUACUACAGUGAGGCUGAUGCCAGCCACUGCAUACAGCAGAUCCUGGAGAGUGUCCAUCACUGCCACGUUAAUGGAAUCGUUCACAGGGACCUGAAGCCUGAGAACCUUCUAUUGGCCAGUAAGCUGAAGGGGGCGGCGGUCAAGUUGGCUGACUUUGGGCUGGCUAUCGAGGUACAGGGGGACCAGCAGGCAUGGUUUGGUUUUGCAGGCACCCCAGGCUACUUAUCUCCAGAAGUUCUGAGGAAAGAUCCAUAUGGGAAACCAGUGGACAUGUGGGCCUGUGGUGUUAUUUUGUACAUCCUGCUGGUUGGCUACCCUCCCUUCUGGGAUGAGGAUCAACAUCGCCUCUAUCAACAAAUCAAGGCUGGGGCCUAUGAUUUCCCAUCACCGGAGUGGGACACUGUAACUCCUGAGGCCAAAGAUCUAAUUAACAAGAUGCUAACCAUCAACCCCAGUAAACGCAUCACUGCUGCAGAGGCCCUAAAACACCCCUGGAUCUGCCAACGGUCCACUGUCGCUUCCAUGAUGCACAGGCAGGAGACUGUGGAAUGCCUGAAGAAAUUCAAUGCCAGGAGGAAACUCAAGGGAGCAAUAUUGACCACUUUGCUAGUCACAAGAAACUUCUCAGCAGCUAAGACUUUGCUCAACAAGAAGCCAGAUGGCGUUAAGGUCAACAACAAAGCCAACACAGUGACCAGUCCUAAAGACACUGGCCCUGCCCCUGCACUGGAACCACAGACAACUGUGAUACACAACCCUGUGGAUGGAAACAAGGAGUCAAUUGAGAGUGCCAACACCACCAUUGAAGAUGAAGAUGUGAAAGCCCUUCGUCUGGGCAGCUUAGUGAGUGGUAUCUUGAGUUCUAAGAGCCGUUCCUCACAGAUGUCUGACUCAAGACAGACUCCCAACUCCUCAAUUCAGACCUGCACCAAUAACAAUAAAGCUCGAAAACAAGAAAUCAUCAAAGUUACUGAGCAGUUAAUUGAAUCUAUCAACAAUGGAGACUUUGAGGCCUACGCGAAAAUAUGUGAUCCUGGUUUGACUUCCUUUGAGCCUGAGGCCCUGGGCAACCUCGUUGAAGGACAUGACUUCCAUCGCUUUUAUUUUGAAAAUGCAUUGUCCAAAGGGAAUAAGCCAGUUCACACCAUCCUAUUGAACCCACAUGUGCACCUUAUUGGGGAAAAUGCAGCAUGUAUUGCCUAUAUUCGGCUGACCCAAUACAUGGAUGGCAGUGGCAUGCCUCGCACCAUGCAGUCUGAGGAGACCCGAGUUUGGCACCGCCGUGAUGGAAAGUGGCAGAACAUUCACUUUCAUCGCUCUGGCUCGCCCAGCAUCCCCCAUUAAUGGAACAUCAACAUGUGGUCACAUAAAAAAAAAAGAAAAAGAAAAAAGAACCCUCAUCAGCAAAUCUAGUGGAGUUCAUGACUGCUCUUUGACCCCUCCAUAAGGAUAUGACAUACCACAGGAAACAAGUAUUACUACAUUUUACUGUUAUGGUAUUUUAUUAAUGGACAUCAUUCGAAACCACCACUGGGUGGCUGCACACCGUAUUUGGACAUUAUGAAACAAGCAUAUUGAGAAAAAAAAUCUUUUUUGUUUGUUUUUUUAAGAUGUUUUGGUAUGCAUUUUAAAUAUAAAAUAGAGAUGUUUAAAGAUCUACAACUGUAACCUCUCCCAAAAAAAUAGUUAUGUAUUUUUAUGUGUAUUUAUGUGUGUGCAAUUCAAAAACAUUUGGAAGAUCAGAAUGUUAAAAAUUGAGCUUGCUUUAGUUCUGGUGAUGUAUAUACAUUGUGAUUGUUGGUUUAAAAACACAAAACACAACAAAAACAAAUACUGAAAUUGCUAUUCUUGCUAUCAGAGGACUUAAGAGUUUACGUAAAAUCCAGUUUAUGAGCUACAUUUAUGUUUGCUAUGAGCUAAGUCAUACUGUUUAAAUUGUCAGAUUUCAAUCUAUAGUACUAAUUUAAAUGUAAAGAAAAGCAGAGCAGCUUACACUUGCGUUGAGAUAUGUUUGCCUUUAUAUAAGUGAAAUAAGAAAUAAGAGAAUGUAGCAUAUAUGUAAUAUAUGAAAAUCCAAGACUAUUGUGUAGUGCAUGGUGGGGGGAGGGGGGUGUUAUCGUGCUAAGAUCAUAUGAAACUAUUAUAUCUUCUGUUUGAUUUGUCAGUCACUGACUUGUUUGUUUGUAUUUGUUAAUGUUGUGCAUCAGUCCUGUCCAAAUGUUUCUAAUGUCCUCCAGCAUCAUGGAACUGUUGUAAAAACAAUAACAUUGUUAUUGUUACCAUCCAAAUAUCGGAAUCUCAUAUCUAAGAGGAGGAGAAUAAACUCCGGGUUGCCGAAGCACCACUUACAUUUUGUACAAAAAAUAAGACGAAAACAAGCUCAUUUUUCAUAACGUUUGUACUUGUAUUGUAUAACUGUAUGUAGGGUUUCUUUUGUCAUUUUAUUCUUGUCAUACCAGUGUGUUAUUUUGCCAAUUGCAUAGAGGUGGUGCAGAUGAUGAAGAUGGCACAAAAGCACUAGAAGGUUUGCCUUCUGUCAGGUCAAGUGAUACAAACUGGUGGUCAGACUAAUAGGUCUGGAAGCACUGUAAUGAAAAAGUUGCACCAAGGCAAGAGGAUGGUAUCAGAAAAUUGAAGGAGAGAAAGUGCAAUGGACUGUAAUAAAUGUUGGGAUGUCUUCCUUGGCGAUCAGUGCUUCUGCUAGCCAGUGGUCUUACCACUGCAGGACAAUGGCAGUGUCUUUGUCAUCCCUACUGUUUGCUCUUUUCGACUGAUUUGUCUCUUCUUUUUUUAAAGGGAAAAUAUGAUAAACAUUUCUUUCGACAAAACGUAUGAUGUCAAUGCAAUGCACCACUCCUUAUCUGGUGUGUAACUGUUGCCAGCAUGGCAAUGGAUGGCUUAACAUGUUUAAGAAAUAAAUAAAUCAGCUAAAAUAUGUGAUAAUUGAUGUGUUUUAAUUUUAUUUUGUGUUAUUUUGGUAUUGAUUUUUCAUGCAUUUGUGUCCUGUGGUUUGGUCACUGUGUGAUUAGAUGGCUGUGCUUCAGAAAUGCUAAGCCCAGACCAGGCUAUAUUGUUGUGCCUGAUUAUUUGGAUAUUUAAAGACUUAUAUUACAUUUUCAUGUUUAAACAUACUCUGAAAUACAACAUGUACAACCUGGGCUCUGGGGAGGCCAAUCCAUGAAUGAUAGUGUGCAUACGUAUCUUUUUUCUACGCAGGUAUGCUUUUACUGCAUUAGCAGUGUGUUUGGGAUGAUUUUCCGGCUGAAAAUGAUGCUGUUAUUAAUCAGAUGCUUUCCAGAUGGUAUUGCAUGGUGGACCAAAAUAUGAUUGUUCACAGUUCCAUCAAUUUUAACAAGAUCUCCAACAACACUGACUAAAAUACAGCCCCAAACCAUGACAGAGCCUCAGCUGUGUUUUAUAGUAUGACUGUAGACAAUCACUGUUAUGACGUCUUCUUUUGUCCUGAUUCCUCAAAUUUUUUAAGGAUACAUUGUACACGAUGUUGAAAUAUGCCAAGUGUUGAGUUGAUGGCGCUUUGGGAAUCACCUUGUUGUUGCAAAAUUACCAUUUACUCCUCAAAGUGUUAUCUUUGGCUAUUUUUUGUAUUCAACUAAAGAAAUGGAAAAGAAUUAUGUGCUUUUGCUAGUAACAAACUGUCUAAAGAUACAGUUAUAAAUAUGUUCUUUGCUAAUUUGCCUGUUUUGUGUAGAUACAACACUGGUUGAUCCUUGUAGUUAGAUGCCUUUUUGUGCAUGAAUGAUUGAUUAAAAAAAUAUUCCCCUGAAAAUGGUCAGGUGUGAGGACUGGACUGAAAAUGUGUGAGAAAGCAUUUAAAUAUUUAAGCUACCAGGUGAAACAUGUGUUUAUGAUCAAUAAAGUUGGAUUCUACUUA